GCUUGGCGACCCCUACCGUCACGAGCUUCGAUCGAAAGGCGUGACAAGAUAUCCAGAAACCAGCACUGUUGCAUACCUUAAGUCAAAUCAGGUCGUUAAUCCCAAUUUACAUAUAAACCACAUCUAGGCUUCAACCAUACCCAUCCGCCCCAAGUUCGUAACCACCCUUCAUCAAACGAUAUUUUGUUUACUCUGAUUUUCCGCUAGAUUCUCACAAGUAUCUCUCACCCCCGCAUAGACACUCACAAUGGGUUACGUCCUCUACAUCGCCAACAAACGCUACUCUAGCUGGUCCAUGAGACCCUGGGUCCUCCUCAAGGCCCUCAACGUCCCCUUCGAAGAGCGCCUCCAGACCUUCGUCGCCGGUCUCCGUCAACCCGCGUUCCUGAGCUUCUCUCCCUCAGGAAAAGUACCCACCCUCCAGGACGGUGACACCACCAUCUGGGAUUCCCUCGCCAUUGUAGAAUACAUCGCCGAAGACCACCCGGCCGCCUGGCCGCAAGACAAAGUCGCUCGCGCCUUCGCCCGUAGCGCCGCCGCCGAGAUGCACACCGGCUUCGAGGCCAUCCGCGACCAAUGCUCCAUGAACGUGGCGCUACGCAUCGACCUCGGCGGGCCGCCCGACGCGGCGUUGCAGCGCGACCUUGACCGGCUCGAGAAGCUCUGGGUCGAGGGUCUGACGCGCUUCGGCGGGCCGUACCUCGCGGGUGCGGAGUUCAGCGCCGCGGACGCCUUCUUUGCGCCUAUUGCGACGAGGAUCCAGACUUUUGGGUUGAAGGUUUCGGAGCCUGCGAUGAAGUAUGUGGAGACGCUCUUGGAGCAUCCUGCUGUUCAUCAGUGGGUUGUGGAGGGUAUUGCUGAGACGGCGAGGGAGCCGUACCAUGAGAAGGACGUGUUGAGAGGACGAAAAGUUAUCAAGGACUUGACCCAGACUCAAUGAUGG
This is a messenger RNA of Colletotrichum scovillei, 943 nucleotides long. RefSeq names its product glutathione S-transferase domain-containing protein. Gene Ontology annotation, molecular function: maleylacetoacetate isomerase activity; glutathione transferase activity. Gene Ontology annotation, biological process: L-phenylalanine catabolic process; glutathione metabolic process. The transcript has a single exon. Lineage: Eukaryota; Fungi; Ascomycota; Sordariomycetes; Glomerellales; Glomerellaceae. The record is from RefSeq and is a predicted model, not a curated record. The coding region runs from base 248 to 940 and encodes 230 amino acids.